Messenger RNA from Mya arenaria, 6396 nucleotides. RefSeq lists its product as uncharacterized. The record is from RefSeq and is a predicted model, not a curated record. The transcript has 3 exons. The coding region runs from base 18 to 902 and encodes 294 amino acids. NCBI's taxonomy places the organism in Eukaryota, Metazoa, Mollusca, Bivalvia, Myida, Myidae. Gene Ontology annotation, molecular function: protein binding.
CUCAAGUCCUAAACAACAUGGAUACGCCGGUAUUAAGAAUCGCAAUAUUUAUACUCAAUGUUCUGUUAUCAAACAAGGCUACUGCUGAGGAACCGAAAUGUUAUUCAAGGUUUGAUUACGAUGAAAAACUAAUUGAGAAAAUGAUUAGGGCGGAAAUUAAACUUGAAGAAUUUGCUAAAAGAAUGGACUUGAAUGAUGCUACGAUGGGUGAUUUAAGAACUGACUUUCGUAAUGAGAUUCAAUCGACGAAAGAAGAUGUCGCGACGGAUUUGAAUGAUUUCAUUCAUAAAUAUGUUUCUAACAUGACAGACGGCGGAUGGUCGGAUUGGUCGUCAUGGAAUAUGUGUCCUGUUACGUGUGGCGUUUCCAUGGUAACGAGAUCACGGUCAUGUGACAACCCAGCUCCAAGGAUGUUUGGUAGACAGUGCAUGGGAAACGACAAGGAGUGGAAGACCUGUGAAGUUUUAAAAUGCCAAGGUCAGUCUAUGCAGAAGGUCGCGUUUUAUGCUAGCAUUAAAGUCGAUAUUGAUGGAACGAGUGCUAACAAGCCCUUCGUGUUUAAUAACGUGAUAACCAAUGUCGGCGGUGGGUAUGAUCCAUCAACAGGAGUGUUUACAGCCCCAACCGACGGCUUGUUUGUAUUUUCCCUGACUGUGAGACAAUGGUCAAGUUCAAGUAAGGGGAAUGAAGGGCAUUUCAGCAUCAAGAAAGGAGAUAUCGUUGUAAUGAGAGUGUACCCCGAUAUGCACAGUAAGGAUCAUGAGUUUGACACUGCUUCCGGAACAACCGUGCUGGAAUUAAGUAAGGAGGACACCGUGUAUGCAGUUGCUGAUAAUAGUGGUAAAUACAUUGAAGGCAGUGAGGGCUUUAGCACCUAUUUCUCUGGAUACCGGAUUGGAUAGAUAAUGAUUGUUGGAAGUUUCAACGUUAUCCUCCUUAAAUGAGUUAAUAUUAUUUAAUGUCAUUGUGCUGACUGUUACAUGCAUUAUACUAGUUAAUGUCCGUUAAGUUUUUGCAUGAGCCUGUCUAUAUGUUUUGCAUUUUAAUUUAAGACGAUCAUAAUGUGCUUUCUUAAAUACUUUACCAGAUUAAAUCAAGCAUCUUCAAAAAGGAUUAACACAAGACGUUCAUAACGUACUUCUAUACAUUUUGUUUGAAAACACCGCACAGAUUUUCGAUUUGUCACAGUAUGUUACAUAAUAUGUUUUCAAAACGUGUUUGUCUUUGUUGUAUAUACUCGAAUAAUUCAUUGAGGGCUGUAUGGAGUUCAGUACCUAUUUUAUUUGAUAACGAGUUGAGUAGAAACAAAUAUUGGAGUUUGCAAUGCUGAUCACAUUAAAGAAGUUGAUAUUAUUCAAUGCACGUGUACUGAUUAUAAAAUGUAUUAUACUUGUUUAUUUAUUUCCAUCAGGAUUUAACCUUUAAAAACGUGUUAAUCUAUGUAUUGUGUACCCAAUCAAUAAUAUAAUUAUAGAUUACACAGUAGGAAAUGAAUUAUGUAUGUUCUGUGCUCAUAUGUUUUUUGAUGAACAGAACAUAGCAAACAAAUUAAAAAUCACAAAUUUCACCAACAAGUUUGUCUUCAUAACAAGAGUUGCUUUAAAUCAACAGUAUCAUUAUAACAAGAGUUGCUUUAAAUCAACAGUAUCAUUAUAGCAAGAGUUGCUUUAAAUCAACAGUAUCAUUAAAGCAAGAGUUGCUUUAAAUCAACAGUAUCAUUAUAGCAAGAGUUGCUUUAAAUCAACAGUAUCAUUAUAGCAAGAGUUGCUUUAAAUCAACAGUAUCAUUAUAGCAAGAGUUCCUUUAAAUCAACAGUAUCAUUAUAGCAAGAGUUGCUUUAAAUCAACAGUAUCAUUAUAACAAGAGUUCCUUUAAAUCAAUAGAAUCAUUUUAGCAAGAAUUGCUUUAAAUCAACAGUAUCAUUAUACCAAGAGUUCCUUUAAAUCAACAGUAUCAUUAUAACAAGAGUUGCUUUAAAUCAUCGGUAUGUUAAUCACAAGAGGUGGUUUAAAUUAACAGACUGAGUAUCAUUAUAACAAGAGUUGCUUUAAAUCAACAGUAUCAUUAUAACAAGAGUUGCUUUAAAUCAACAGUAUCAUUAAAGCAAGAGUUGCUUUAAAUCAACAGUAUCAUUAUAACAAGAGUUGCUUUAAAUCAACAGUAUCAUUAUAACAAGAGUUGCUUUAAAUCAACAGUAUCAUUAUAACAAGAGUUGCUUUAAAUCAACAGUAUCAUUAUAACAAGAGUUGCUUUAAAUCAACAGUAUCAUUAUAGCAAGAGUUGCUUUAAAUCAACAGUAUCAUUAUAACAAGAGUUGCUUUAAAUCAUCGGUAUGUUAAUCACAAGAGGUGGUUUAAAUUAACAGACUGAGUAUCAUUAUAAAAAGAGUUGCUUUAAAUCAACAGUAUUAUUAUAACAAGAGUUGCUUUAAAUCAACAGUAUCAUUAUAACAAGAGUUGCUUUAAAUCAACAGUAUCAUUAAAGCAAGAGUUGCUUUAAAUCAACAGUAUCAUUAUAGCAAGAGUUGCUUUAAAUCAACAGUAUCAUUAUAACAAGAGUUGCUUUAAAUCAACAGUAUCAUUAUAGCAAGAGUUGCUUUAAAUCAACAGUAUCAUUAUAGCAAGAGUUGCUUUAAAUCAACAGUAUCAUUAUAACAAGAGUUCUUUUAAAUCAACAGUAUCAUUAUAACAAUAGUUGCUUUAAAUCAACAGUAUCAUUAAAGCAAGAGUUGCUUUAAAUCAACAGUAUCAUUAUAGCAAGAGUUGCUUUAAAUCAACAGUAUCAUUAUAACAAGAGUUGCUUUAAAUCAACAGUAUCAUUAAAGCAAGAGUUGCUUUAAAUCAACAGUAUCAUUAAAGCAAGAGUUGCUUUAAAUCAACAGUAUCAUUAUAACAAGAGUUCCUUUAAAUCAACAGUAUCAUUAUAACAAUAGUUCCUUUAAAUCAACAGUAUCAUUAUAACAAGAGUUCCUUUAAAUCAACAGUAUCAUUAUAACAAGAGUUCCUUUAAAUCAACAGUAUUAUUAUAGCAAGAGUUGCUUUAAAUCAACAGUAUCAUUAUAACAAGAGUUGCUUUAAAUCAACAGUAUCAUUAUAGCAAGAGUUGCUUUAAAUCAACAGUAUCAUUAAAGCAAGAGUUGCUUUAAAUCAACAGUAUCAUUAUAACAAGAGUUGCUUUAAAUCAUCGGUAUGUUAAUCACAAGAGGUGGUUUAAAUUAACAGACUGAGUAUCAUUUUAAAAAGAGAUGCUUUAAAUCAACAGUAUCAUUAUAACAAGAGAUGCUCUAAAUCAACAGUUUCAUUAAAACCAGAGUUGCCUUAAAUCAACAGUAUCAAUACAACAAGAAUUGCUUUAAAUCAACAGUAACAUUUUUACAUAAGAAACAUUAUAAAAUAGUAAUUAAGAGUAAUAUUACAGCAAAAUUUACAUUAUAACAAGAGCAACAGUAUAACAUUGUUUACAUGAUCACAAUAGUAACCUAUUAGCUAUUGUAACAUUAAAACCAGAGAUAUAUUUAAAAAAAAUAUUAACAUUAUAACAAUAGUAACAUUACAACAAGAGUAGCUUUAUAACAAGAUCGAUAUUGUUACAAGAGUAACAUUAUAAUAAUAGUAACAUCAACACAAGAAAUAAAUAUAACAAUAGAAGCAUAAAUUACAAUAGUAGCUUUGAAACAACGUGUUUUCAACACGGGCAACUUGGAAAUACUGAUCAACAUCUCUGGGUUUAUAAAUAUUGUAAUAUGUUUAAUCAUUUUUUUAUUUAAAUUGCUUUUUACAUUCAUAGUAUUUCAAUUAUUACUGGUACAUAAAUAAACUGCACUCUUAUAUCAUGCUUGUAAAUUUGUAAUAUGUAAUGUUAUACUAUGAUCUGUUAAAUGCAUACAUAUUGUUGAAUAAAUCCAAAAUAAAGUGUUAAAAAAUAAAACUGUAAUAUCUUAAUACCAGUGUAAUCUAAUUAUAUUAACAAUGAUAACUUUACGCAAUUUUUCUUGUUGUUGUGUUACGUUAUGGCUAUGUCAAAUUGGUGCAUACAAUGUUCAAAAUAUUUUUUGAACGCAUUCAUUUGUCAUUCAAUCUUUUGUGCUAAUCUUAAUAUAUAUUAUGCACGAAACCUGUUAUUUCGAUUUUAUCCGAUCGAUUAUGAUACACCCUUUCGAUUCGAUCAUCGCUUUUAAAAUGUGUCCAGUUAUCCAACAUUAGGACUGUUGCAUGCUUAGUGAAAACUUUAUUACUUAAAGUUAUAAGUGAUUUCCCCUGACUGCGAUGGCCCGGAUUUAACCCUCCAUAGUAUGAUAAAAAAUAAAGCGCACUGAUGUUUGUUUUUGUUUUGGAUGACUUCACACGGUUUGUGGCUUUCUAUUUCGUCUGUUAACAGUUCUAUUUUAAGAUUGUGGGAAUUCAGUUCUUGGCAUUGAUAUCGCUACAUCUUGUUUUUGUUAUGGGCAUGUAUUCAUAUGGUUCAGGCAAUACACUGUUGAGCUGAAUUCAAUGAUUCCCAGAAGAAAUCAUUAAAAGAAACAAGAAAGGAUGGAAGGAAGGCAAAACCUUUUUUGUUUAAGUAUCGUCAAUGAAAUGCACCUUUAACUAUGUUUGAAAAAAAUGAGUAUAGUAUUCCAGGUGUAUAUAAAGAUGUAUCUGUGAAAUAAAUUGAUAUUAUUGAAGAAUUUAAUUAUAUCCUUGAUAAAGCAUUUCACUAAAACUAUCCCAUUUUUUGAAAGUAUCCGAUGUACAAAUAUGUCAUUUCAUUUAACCCUUCAUGAUAUUUCUUGGUGAAUACAAUAUACAUGCAAUAUAAUUUAAGUUGAUUACCGAUCUGUAAAAUGCAAAAUACAUCAAGGCAAUCUGUUUUGUCGUUGUUAGAUCGCAAUAUAUUUCACCGAGUGAUACCAAAAGCUAUGAAUGCAUUGUUUACUUAUGGUGAUCACGGGAAAAAUAUAAUUAUUGCGAUCUUAUACUGAAACAAACAAUUGUUUUCAUAUGAUAUGCGUAGAAAGGAUUUUGAAUGACAUUCAAUAACAUUUUUACCGAAAAUGCGCAAAAUUUAAUAAGAAAUUAACGUUAUUCGGAAAUAAUGUAAUAAUGUCCAUUUGUCAACUAUUUCAUAUCUGCGGCUUCGCCUUUAUUAAACAUUUCUAAUGAGAAAUAGCAAACCAUUUUAGAUGAAACAAACACCUUUAAAUUAAAUAAAAAUAAAAAUACUUAUGCGUGAUUCUAAUUUGAUUGGACAGUCAUAAUUAAACACUAUGGAAACAGAUAUAAUAUCAAGAUAUCUAAUCUUCGCAGAAUAUUACGUCCGUUCCUAUGACAACAGUACAGAGGAAAGAAGCAUUUUAAUAGAACGUGACAUUUGACUUUUAGACUAGGACUGAUUCAAGCAGUGUGAACAUCGGGAGAAUCAGAAGCGGUGUCCACAUUGUGUAGGCUUACAUCUCGGUCAAUCAAAAUGCUUACACUGUGUACACCACUUUAAAGGCUUUUGAUUGACCGAGAUGACUUGCAAAAAUCCCUUGAUCCGCAAUAUAGUUAUUACUUUUACAUACUUUUGUUUCACUCUUUUUUAAACUUCAUUCUCUUAUGGAGUGUACGUUGUUUAAACAAUAUUUCCUAGAAAUAAAAUUAAGAAAAAACAUGUACGUGAGUCUAAUUAAUAAGUUUAAGUUAUUAAUCAACUACAUUUGUUGCUCAAGAAAAUGAAUCUUUAGAAUGAUGAGCAAUGAUGUUUAUCAACAUAAUGAAUAAGAGAAUGCGCUUUUUUAAAAACGAAAUCAUUAUUAAUCUUGAAUCUAGAGUUGAGCUUCAGAUUGAGAAAUAACUUAUUUUCGUGUAGUUCAUAAAAGUGAGUUUUAUAUUUAAGUGUACACCUUAUGUCCAAUUAAGACAAACUUAUAGUAAAGGUUACUAUAGAAUUAGACCUAUUAUGUUUAAACUUGUGCAACUGCUUAAUACACAGAACACAUAUGAAACCUUUAUGUUCAGGAAAUAUAUAUAUCGGAAGCAUUUAAGGUGCGUUCUACUUUAUUAAUGAAUCUAUAGUUAUAAGCCUUGAUACACAUAUUUAUCUCAAGCAGUAGUAUGCUUUGUUAACAUUUGUAACUAUGUGUUACAAUUUAUGUUAAUGUAUACAAUGUUAGUCUGUUUUAAUGUAAGAAAUUGAUCAAUUGAAUAUCAUUUGUUCCAACAUAUAGUAAAUAAAAAGCAAACUAUUGGUUAUUGUAUUGUAAACUAUUAUAGUUUGAUAGAUUUGUGAUUUACUAUUCCAGUUCAUUCUUAAACAUAGAUUGAUUAUGAUAUUGAUUUAGUAUUUUACACUACAUUGUAUAUUUGUAAUAUAUUUAAUAUGUAUAUGAAACACAAAAAAACUGUAUAGUUUAUGUGUAAUAAAUUCUGUUCUGUU